AUGACAGAAACAACUAAAAAACCAGAGACGACAGAGGACAAGAAAACUUUCAUAGUCACGUUGAAAGAGCAGGCAGCAGCACCAGCCGUUGCAAAAUUCAAGAAUGCCGUUGCCGCAUUAGGCGGAAGCAUUGAGCAUGAAUAUUCACUUAUUAAAGGAUAUGUCGUUAAACUUCCAUCUAUUCAUGCCGAGAAGUUGAACAAGGAUGAAAAUGUUGCAAGUGUUGAGGAAGACAAAGAGGUGAAAGCCAACAGCGUUUGA
Messenger RNA from Brettanomyces bruxellensis, 261 nucleotides. RefSeq lists its product as uncharacterized. Lineage: Eukaryota; Fungi; Ascomycota; Pichiomycetes; Pichiales; Pichiaceae. The record is from RefSeq and is a predicted model, not a curated record. The transcript is spliced from 4 exons. The coding region runs from base 1 to 261 and encodes 86 amino acids. Gene Ontology annotation, molecular function: endopeptidase inhibitor activity. Gene Ontology annotation, biological process: vacuole fusion, non-autophagic.